UAGUGUAUAGUGUAGUAUAUAGUGUAGUGUAUAGUGUAGUGUAUAGUGUAGUACGUACAUUGAACCGUGCUGACCCCCCCCCCCCAGGCAUCACCCUGGGGGUCCUCAUCUCGCUGCUGGUGACGAUGGUGGCCUUGGCUGUCUACGUUUACCGCCCGCUGAGGCCGGGACGCUAACAUCGUCAUGGCCACCACCUCCUCAACCUCCUCUUCGUCGUUAACAUUCACUCGCAGCGACGUCACGAGACCCCCUUUGCCAGCAUGAAGUUGUGAUGAUCUUGAUUUGAAGCUUUCGUGACUGCAGGGAUCCAUACUCUGUGGUUAUUUUGGGAAAGUCCACGUAGGUAGUAAAAUAGUAAUAGAUCACGACGUUUCGGGUGCAACACACUACACUAUUACACUAUACACUACACUAUACACUACACUACUACACUAUACACUACCCUACGACACUAUACACUACACUAUUACACUAUACACUUCACUAUACACUUCUAUACACUACACUAUACACUACUACACUACACUACUACACUAUACACUACACUAUUACACUACUAUACACUACUACAUUACACUAUACACUACUACACUAUACACUACACUAUACACUACACUAUACUACUACAUGACUACACUAUACACUACACUACUAAACUAUACAUAGGUAUGAAAUAAAUCACGUUUCAGGUGCAACACACUACACUAUACACUACACUAUUAUACUAUACACUACACUAUACACUACACUAUUAUACUAUACACUACACUAUACACUACACUACUACACUAUACACUACACUACUACACUAUACACUACACUACUAAACUAUACGUAGGUAUCAAAUAAAUCACGACGUUUCGGGCGCAACACACGCUUGCAUUCUGACCACAAGCAUUGUGGUCAAUGCAGACACGAUUCCUCGUAACAGGUAUCCGUUUGGUGUUUUAACAACUCAACGCGGCUGUUUUGUCGGCAGAUAAAAGGGGGGGGAAAAAACCUCUUCUCAUAUUUCGCUAGUGGCAAAGGAGGUCCCUCAUGAUGUGGUGCUCCACAUAUUCUAAUGCAAGAGUAGUGUGGUUCAAGGAGGCUUGGACGACGUAGUCGGAGGCACACUUAUUUAUUCAACACAGUUGUAUGUACAGGCCGAGAUAUACAACACUCGGCGGGGUAUCGGCCCCUCCACCCGUCUAACUGGGAGAUCGACAACCUAUGUCACAGCUAGCCUACUCCUAGGUCCUCCACUAUCGGGCUAGGUGAGGCUAGCUAACCCAGUUCUGGUUAAGCUGGGAUUACGGCACCCUGAGUUCCCAGACCGGCUCUUACAAGAGCAUCGGCUCUGGGCUCUUGGGGCCACGCCACUGGCUGGCCUUGGUCGCUCCUGAGAAGGACAGCGAUCCAGGGGAGUCCCAGGGCUCAUCUAGCAGGUCUUCUUGCUUCGCUGGUUAAAGCUGAACACUCAACCCCGAGCCCUCUGGCUCACCGCCUUAUAUAGCAACUCCCCCACUGAGGGGUGGGGCCGUGGGGGAUCCCAGCUCCGUAUUAGCCCCCCAGGCUAAACGGCGCGGACGUUGAUGUAAGCACCUGCUCGCGUAUAGACAUAGCCACACCCAAGUGUAGAGGAGUAACAUGGGGACGUGACGUCGUGUGUGCCGUCCAGUGCGAUGACGUCACGGAACGUGACGUCACGCGCGAUGGGCAUCUCGAUGACGUCAUGUCCCCUUACCUCCGUCUGCCGAGUGCGUCCUGGGAAACCCCUCAACACAGGGAUGAGAACUUAAAGGACAUUAAUUGCUUCCAACGUGUAUUUAUUAAAAUGUGUUAAGUUAAUUAGAACAAAGAAACAUUGAAGAUUAGUUAAGUUAUAAUAAUAAACAAGUAUAACCCGUAAAAACAAAGUUUUUCACUCUAAAUCCUUUAUAUGCGUGGCGGCUAGAGUCCUCUCGUCCUCUGGCUUGAGAUGGCUGCCACCUAUGGGUCAGAUGAUUGCAUUGCACCAUUAGGCAAUUGGUAAUUAAAUAUAAUAUUUUUGUCCUAAAAAGUGUAAAAUUUUGGAAAAAAAAUUUCACGAACAUUAAUUGUCACGCACAACGAGUCUGUGUGCAAAAUGUCAGCUCGAUUGGAUCACGGAAAAUGGGUUAAAAAACGGCCAAAAGAUUUGCACGGUCCUAAGCAAGCAAGCGAACUUAAUAUAAAGGAUUUAAAAAUACAACAAUUCCAACGAGUAAUGGGACUUUUCAAAUGGCUAAAAAUUGCAGUCUUUUUUUUGCGAUUUCCCAAUCGCAUUGUAUCAAAUUGUCAUUUCGAUUUCAUAUCGAUGAAUCAUUCAGCCCGAGUGGCCAGCACCACCACCAUGCCUGGCUGGCCGCCUUUGUCUCUCCCCCAGUGCUAGCGAUGUUGACUACACUACAGCGCUACACCGGGUACUCAGUUGAGGCUGAGUCGAUCUAGGGGAGGCCCAGGACCGGUUCAGAGAAUCGUCACUGAGUGGUGUUGGCCGUGAGCGGGAAUCGAACUCGUGUCGCCGGGUUCGUAGCGCAGCGUAGCGAUAACCACUAAAUCCAACACUCCCCACAGACAACAACAACCGCCAUUCGCCACUAAGUAGCGGUGACGUCACCACAACGCUUGUGCCAGGCUAGGUGCACGUUGAGGCCACGUGAUGUGUCGAGCGCCCGCUGGCAGGAGGUCACGGGGCAGACCCAGCAGGUGCCACGGGUCGACUGACUUGAGAUGCUGGCUGAUGCACCACCUGUGCCCCCUACUGUGCCAACUUGCUGUGCUUUAGCCACCCGGAGCUCUGCUCGUUGUUGUGAGCGUCGCUCCUCCCUCCGUUGUUGUUGGAGGGCGACUGCCUCCAACUGCCCAGUAGCGUCCUUCACGAGCCUCCUCCAGAGGCCGAUCUUGACACCGCUGGUACCAGUCAUCUGCAAGUCCACUCAGCUCCACGUCCUCCGGCCGAACAAAAGCUGUUUAGGCAUGCGGUGGCUGGGCAUGCGGGCUAGAUGACCCAGCCAACGCAGCCUUGCCUGCCGGAGGAGCUCACCGAUGGGACUUUGUCCAGAUCUUUCGAGGAUUUGUGAGCUCCUCACACAAUCCAGUCUGGUUAAACCCAGGAUGGAUCGUAGGCAGGCCAGCCUUAAUGUUUCCAACUGGCGAAGAUGCUCCAUUAGGGGGGGUCCACGUCUCGCAAGCGUAGAGAAGGGAGGGAAUGACCGUGGCCGAGAAGACCUGAAGCUUCGUGCGGAGCGACAGACCAGGUAGCUUCCACACAGCGUUACGCAACCGGUGAAAAGAUAUUGCCGCUCGACUGAUUCGGAGUGAGACCUCUGCUGUUAAACUGGAGCUGGUCAUAAGCACACUGCUCAGGUAUGGGAAACUCUCCACUCUUUCCACAACUGCCCCAUCAUCGAUUGGGAGUUGUGGGGGUGGAGUGUCCGAUGGCACAAAAUACCCAGGUGCUUAGUUUUGGUGGGGCUGAUGGUAAGGCCCCACCUCUUAGUGGCAUGCUCCAGUCUCAGCAACAGCAUCUCCAACUCCUCCUUUGAAUGAACAGCUAUUACCAGAUCAUCGGCACACAUAACGUGGUUUAGCAAUAGGUAGCCAUCCCUUGAGCGCACCCAGGCAUCGAUCAGCCUCCCAUUAUAUCUGUACCAAAUGGAAAUUCCCCCGGUACAGCUAUUGAAGGCUUCACGAACACACAGACACGCCCAGCGCUAGGCUGACUCAUGACAUCUCGCAAAGGAUCCCUCCGCCGAACAAAGUAGUUCCAUGGUCCUGUUUGCAUUUUUAAGUCAAUGUCCGAAAAAUAUUUAUUAAAAUAGUUCAUGGAAGCCGCAUGUUUGUGUCGGUGUUCGUAAGUGGGGGCGUUCGUAAGUGGAGGAUUACUAAUUUGUGUGUGUUCGUAAGUGAAGGAGUUCGUACGUGGGGUUUCAAAGAUUGUUCGUGUUCGUAAGUAGAUGUCUUUGUUAUCAGUGUUCGUAAGCUGGGGAUUAAACGCGUGCUGAAGUUGAUUCUAAAUGUCGAGGGGAAACCGGAGAAACCGGAGACAAAAUAAUCGACGCAGUGACCACCACGGGGAGAGACACAGACUCCAAAUAUACAGCAGGACCCACGACCUCCUGUAGACCAGGCGAGGUAGUCAACAUCUCACAGGACCCACGACCUCCUGUAGACCAGGCGAGGUAGUCAACAUCUCACAGAACCCAAGACCUCCUGUAGACCAGGCGAGGUAGUCAACAUCUCACAGAACCCAAGACCUCCUGUAGACCAGGCGAGGUAGUCAACAUCUCACAGAACCCAAGACCUCCUGUAGACCAGGCGAGGUAGUCAACAUCUCACAGGACCCACGACCUCCUGUAGACCAGGCGAGGUAGUCAACAUCUCACAGAACCCACGACCUCCUGUAGACCAGGCGAGGUAGUCAACAUCUCACAGAACCCACGACCUCCUGUAGACCAGGCGAGGUAGUCAACAUCUCACAGAACCCACGACCUCCUGUAGACCAGGCGAGGUAGUCAACAUCUCACAGGACCCACGACCUCCUGUAGACCAGGCGAGGUAGUCAACAUCUCACAGGACCCACGACCUCCUGUAGACCAGGCGAGGUAGUCAACAUCUCACAGGACCCACGACCUCCUGUAGACCAGGCGAGGUAGUCAACAUCUCACAGAACCCAAGACCUCCUGUAGACCAGGCGAGGUAGUCAACAUCUCACAGGACCCACGACCUCCUGUAGACCAGGCGAGGUAGUCAACAUCUCACAGGACCCACGACCUCCUGUAGACCAGGCGAGGUAGUCAACAUCUCACAGGACCCACGACCUCCUGUAGACCAGGCGAGGUAGUCAACAUCUCACAGGACCCACGACCUCCUGUAGACCAGGCGAGGUAGUCAACAUCUCACAGAACCCACGACCUCCUGUAGACCAGGCGAGGUAGUCAACAUCUGACAGAACCCACGACCUCCUGUAGACCAGGCGAGGUAGUCAACAUAUCACAGGACCCACGACCUCCUGUAGACCAGGCGAGGUAGUCAACAUCUCACAGAACCCACGACCUCCUGUAGACCAGGCGAGGUAGUCAACAUCUCACCACGGGGAGAGAGACGCAGACUCCAAAUAUACAGCAGGACCCACGACCUCCUGUAGACCAGGCGAGGUAGUCAACAUCUCACAGAACCCACGACCUCCUGUAGACCAGGCGAGGUAGUCAACAUCUCCCUAGCCAACGUGGCGCUUUGCACCAUUUCGCGUGUUAUCUUUUUGUCUCGAGACAAAACAUAUUUGCACUGGCACUCUAAACAACCCCCCACCCCCCUCUCUCUCUCUCCCACACACGCACCUUGACCUGCACCUACUCAAGGAAGUGAGCUCAUGUGCAUUGCUCUAGAAGGGAAGUGAUACAGGAAACGAAACAACAGAGUCGUAGCUGGUAGUCUCCUCCCUCUCUUUCUCUCGCUUUUUUUCGAGAGAGGCGAUCAAACUAUAGACCGUGCGUUUAACCUUGACAAAGCUACGCUACGUAUGUGUGUGUGUGCGUGUGUAGAACUUCUUUGGCGCCGUACGUAGCCAGCCGUGGCUAAUCGGAGGUGCGGGGGGGGAUUACAAACUGAACACAGCAACGCAGAGCGGUUCUACAAACAUUAGUUCUCAAUCAAGUAUAGUGGUGUAGUGUAUAGUGUAGUGUAUAGUGUUGUAGUGUAUAGUAGUGUAUAGUGUUGUAGUGUAUAGUAGUGUAUAGUGUGGUGUAUAGUGUAGUGUAUAGUAGUGUACAGUGGUGUAGUGUAUUGUAUUGUGGUGUAGUGUAUAAUGGUGUAGUGUAUAGUAGUAUAGUAUUCUACAUUGUAUAGUAGUGCAUAGUGAUAUAUAGCAGUGUAGUGUAUAGUAGUGUAUAGUGUAGUGUAUAGUAGUGUAUAGUGUCGUGUAUAGUAGUGUAUAGUGUAGUGUAUAGUGUAGUGUAUAGUGUAGAGUAUAGUAGUGUAGUGUGUAGUGUAGUGUAUAGUGUAGUAGUGUGUAGUGUAGUGUAUAGUGUAGUGUGUAGUAGUGUAUAGUGUAGUGUAUAGCACUGUAGUGUAUAGCAGUGUAGUGUGUAGUGUAGUGUAUAGUAGUGUAUAGUGUAGUGUAUAGUGUAGUAUAUAGCAGUAUAGUGUAGUGUAUAGUGUAGUAUAUAGCAGUGUAGUGUAUAGUGUAGUGUGUAGUGAGUGUAUAGUGUAGUAGUGUAUAGUGUAGUGUAUAGUAGUGCAUAGUGUGGUGUACGUAUGUCCAACUUCUAUCGCGCCGUACAUCGGCAACCGUGCUAAUCGCGGAGAUCCCAUUGGAGAGACAUUGGGGAGACUUUGUGAGCGAAUGAGGAAGCAUCGGUGAUGAACCUGAGCUGCUGACACAGGAGGACGAGAGGAUCACGACAUGAUUCUGUGGAAGAGACCAGUUGAGUGGAGGGGAAUCAUCCUUCUCAUGGUCUCUGCCGCUGCCAUUCUGGCCGACAGAGUUUGCGAUCGCGGCUUCUACAAAACACACCAGGGCUUCUGCUGCAGACUCUGCCGCCCAGGGACUUUCAAGAUUGUCGACUGCAUCACCGAUGGCAUGGACCCUUUGUGUGAGCUAUGCCCUGAGGGCACCUUCAGCAACCGAGAGCAUCAGGAGAAGACAUGCAUGCCGUGCGGGGCUUGCGGACCAGAUGAGGAGGUGGCUCACGCCUGCUCCUUGGCCCAGGACACCGUGUGCCAGUGCAAGGAGGGGUUCAAGAGAGACCCUGGCUCGCAGCUCUGUGUUCGUGAAGGGCCCAGCCAAGUACUAGCAACCAUCGUGUUGGGAUGCAUCGCCGCACUCUUGCUGAACGCUAUAACUAUCAUCAUCAUCGUUUUUAGACGGAGACCGAAGCUCUCUCGCGCCAGGUACGAAGAGGCGGCACCGCUCCUCGUAGUCGUAAAGAACGGGACCCAGGCGGACGGUGAAAUUGCUGAUAACAUGGUAAAGCAGGUAAUGCAGGAAUACUCAGAGGAGCUAAAGGAGUGGGUCGGUGAGAACCCGACCCCUCUCCUGGAGCAUCUGAUCAACAACCGCACAAUCACACGGGAAGUUUACAGCACGGCCAAAAGCAAGGGUGGAAAGGACUGCGUGGAGUUUCUACUUCACCACUUCCUCAACCGGGGAGGGAAGGAGUACUUCAGGCUCUGGAACGCUCUCUACGCCGUUAGAAGAAACUACCUGCAGCUGUGGAAGAUGUUCAACGAAAAGGUAUGCGUGGUCCUUUAACUCUUCACUACGAUAAACAUCACGUCAAGUUGCUUCGAAUCGUCAAUUAAAAAACACGGUGCU
Messenger RNA from Lethenteron reissneri (Far Eastern brook lamprey), 7318 nucleotides. RefSeq lists its product as uncharacterized. Gene Ontology annotation, molecular function: protein binding. Gene Ontology annotation, cellular component: external side of plasma membrane. NCBI's taxonomy places the organism in Eukaryota, Metazoa, Chordata, Hyperoartia, Petromyzontiformes, Petromyzontidae. Gene Ontology annotation, biological process: negative regulation of apoptotic process. The record is from RefSeq and is a predicted model, not a curated record.